Xenia sp. Carnegie-2017 is the source of this 731-nucleotide messenger RNA. RefSeq names its product coactosin-like protein. Gene Ontology annotation, molecular function: actin filament binding. The transcript is spliced from 5 exons. Gene Ontology annotation, biological process: regulation of actin filament polymerization. Gene Ontology annotation, cellular component: plasma membrane; cortical actin cytoskeleton; actin filament. Bases 94 to 585 code for a protein of 163 amino acids. NCBI's taxonomy places the organism in Eukaryota, Metazoa, Cnidaria, Anthozoa, Malacalcyonacea, Xeniidae. The record is from RefSeq and is a predicted model, not a curated record.
AAGCGUGUGGCAGUCACUUGGUUCAGUGUGACAGUUGCAUCGUUGACAGAGCGUAUAUUUCUAACACAGCAAGGAGCAAGGCUGUUGGCAAAAAUGACGAUCAGCGUAUCGCGUACAUUCGUGAUCUUAGUAUCAACCAUGACGAUUUUCUUCAAUUUUGUACAGAUACAAGGAUCGUCAAUGAAUCCAAUCAUCGAUUUCGAUGCUAUUCGUGCCGCUUACGAAGACGUGCGAAACGACGAUUCACCAACUGUGUGGGCCGCUUUCAAAUAUGAAGGUAAGCGCAUCGUGUACGCCGGUCACGGGAAUAACUAUGACGGAUUUCUUCGAUUUUGUACAGAUGACGCUCGCAUAUACGCGUACGUUCGAGUUGAAACUGGUGACGAAAUGAGCAGGCGAGCAAAAUUCGCUUUCAUAACAUGGAUUGGACCUGGUGUAUCUCCUUUGAAAAAGGCUAAAGUCAGCACAGAUAAAGCUUUCGUUAAGGAAGCCUGUCCGAAUUAUGAUAAGGAAAUUCUUGCUGACGAAAGGCCGGAGAUCGCACAGCGGAAAGUAAAAGCGGCCUUGGAGUUAGCGGGAAAAUGAGUUCCGAAAACUGAACAAAACUACAUUUUUUUGUUUUGUAAUGUGGCAUACCACCUAGGCAUUUUUUUGAAAAAAUUCCAAAAUCAAAUAAAAGGUGAAACGAUCUUAGCAAAUAUAAUAAAAUUCAUAUGAAAGUGCAGUUUGUA